Colletotrichum navitas is the source of this 470-nucleotide messenger RNA. RefSeq lists its product as uncharacterized. The record is from RefSeq and is a predicted model, not a curated record. Bases 59 to 382 code for a protein of 107 amino acids. The transcript has a single exon. NCBI's taxonomy places the organism in Eukaryota, Fungi, Ascomycota, Sordariomycetes, Glomerellales, Glomerellaceae.
CCUGUCUGCUUGCUCGCCCCUUGUGGCGUGUACGACUACUGUUGUGCAGCAUCGCAUAAUGGGCCCCGUGAGAUGCUGGCUAAUCUUUUUCCGGUGUCCCUUGCAGACGUCGCGCGCUGCAGAUGAUAUCGGGGUCCCGGAUGCGCUUCCGUCACCCACGGCGCGCAUGCGCAUGUGGAUUGUAUUCGUGUGGAAUCCGCCACCGCCAGUCUUCAUUCUUCACCGUAUGAGACGGACGGGACGGACGAGACGCAGAUCUCGAUCUCUACAAGCAACGGCGCUCUGUUUGUCAUUUAUCAAAACCGCGGGCUCAGAAGUGGCAUCCAUGUGUGCGUAUUGCUAUGCUCGUGCAAAGGAAAAGAUACAAAAAAACAUCAGGUGAUUCCGGGUUCGCCCCGUUGUGUUGGAUUCUAAUCGACAUGCCCUCCAGCCAGCUCUCUCUCUCUCUCUCUCUCUCUCUCUCUCUCUCU